Molecule: messenger RNA, 1194 nt
Organism: Centruroides sculpturatus (bark scorpion)
Lineage: Eukaryota; Metazoa; Arthropoda; Arachnida; Scorpiones; Buthidae
Exons: 1
Coding region: 1-1194 (397 amino acids)
Source: RefSeq, a predicted model, not a curated record
AUGGAGAACUACUUGUAUGAACAAAACCCACAACUUCUAGCGUUCGUGAAUAAAAGUGUUGUUAAGUUGACACAGAAUGUCGAAAGAAAUUUAAAACGCAAUUACAUCAAGAAACUAAGAUGGAUAUUCCGGAUGCAGAAUAUUAAACCGAACAAAAGCGGAAACACCCAUAUCACCGCAUGGGAUAACAUCGUACCCCCACAAUGCAUUUUGGAAGCCUUGGAUUACGGUCCUCUUUAUGCUCCGCCCCCUUUGCCAAAGCCAGAGACCUUCAUACCGGAUAUUGAGUUGGUCAUUAAGGGCAUGAACGAAACAAAUCAGGAUUUUAUUCGUUGGAAAACCAGAUUCCGAGCGACAAAGGAGGUAAAAAGCAAUGGGUCGAACACACGGCGAUUUCGAAACAUCAUAAAGAAUUCGAGACAUUGGUUACAACAGAACAACAUAGUCCUAAUGAAGGCCGAUAAAUCGAAAGGAGUGGUAUUGCUAAAACAAUCAACCUACAACGAGAAGUUACGUGAAUAUAUUGCAAGCACUGAAUGUCAACCAGCACCCGUCCAUUUUUUAGAAACCCUGCAGCAAAGGGUCAAAAGGUUCACGUCCACUCCUUUAGCACGGCUCUUACAUAUGCAAAACUCCAUCAUCCGUGCACCAAGAGAACCGAGAAUAUUUGCUUUCGCCAAAACACACAAACCGGGAUACCAAAUACGCCCUGUUAUAGAGAAAUGUAACUCUCCAACAUUCUUAAUCGAAAAACAACUGGUCAAAUUCUUUCAAUCUAAAGCUCAUCGCCAUCCAUUCUCGAUUAACAACUCACUACAACUAAUAGAAGAUCUCAAAAACAUUUCUUUAAUGGAUGAUGAAUAUAUGACGGUCUUGGACUUUAAGUCGAUGUAUCCAUCGAUAAAAUUGUCUCCUUGCUUCUGCGCAUUAAGAGAUUUUUUAUUUGCCAAUGUUGAAAAUGCGACACAUCAUCACAAUCAAAUACUAGAACUUGCGCACCUGGUGUGUUAUACAUCGUUUUUUGAAUUUGAGAACAAAUUAUAUUUGCAAGGAAGAGGCGUACCAAUGGGUAGUCCCACUUCGGCAAUUCUAUGUGAGUUGGUGUUACGACAACUCGAAAACAAAAUUCUACCCGAAUUCCAACACCUUAUCAUUUUGUACGCCAGAUACGUCGACGAUAUAUUCAUCUUGUAG